Messenger RNA from Melampsora larici-populina 98AG31, 1590 nucleotides. Its product is annotated as putative carboxypeptidase cpdS precursor. Gene Ontology annotation, biological process: proteolysis. Lineage: Eukaryota; Fungi; Basidiomycota; Pucciniomycetes; Pucciniales; Melampsoraceae. The transcript has 16 exons. The coding region runs from base 1 to 1590 and encodes 529 amino acids. Gene Ontology annotation, molecular function: serine-type carboxypeptidase activity. The record is from RefSeq and is a predicted model, not a curated record.
AUGGACUACAAAUACAACAUAUCGUCAUUCUUUUUGCUCGCCUCACUUUCAUUGCUCUUACCUUUUGUCUACUCGGAGCCAUCUUUCUCAUUCAGGACGAAGCCUCUGGUUGGAUCAUCCAGACUUGAGCGGCGUAAUGAUUCCAGCUCGCUAAAAUUCAAUUCUCCCGAAUCGAAGAAUUCUACGUCGACGGCAAAAAUAUUACCUAUGUGGAAUUCGAUGCUGGCCCGAGGACUUAUCCCGGUUUCUAACAAACCGAACGAGACACGAAAGUUAUUCUUCUGGUUUUGGCCGGCUGAAAGUAAAGUCGGGGAGAACGAUUUGACGUUUUGGACUAAUGGAGGUCCCGGCUGCAGCGCACUGGAAGCUUUACUUCAGGAAAACGGGCCGGUGAGUCCUGAUUCAAUCAGAGCGCUCGAGUCGCGGCCGCGAAUGCUGAAUGAGUCACAAUCCAAUUGCUGGUCAUUAAUCCGACAGAUCUCUUGGCGUCUUGGUCAGGCCAGACCUGUCCGAAAUCUAUUCUCAUGGACCAAGGCAUCAUCGAUGUUGUAUAUCGAACAGCCAGUGGGAACGGGUUAUUCACAAGGCAUCGUCGAAGCCCACAACCAAACAGACAUUUCGAGAGAUUUGUUUGGUUUCUUCCAGCAGUGGUUAAAGGUCUUUCCAGAAAUGAAGGACAAAACCUUUUACCUCAGCGGAGAAUCAUAUGCAGGACUUUACGUCCCCUACCUUGCUGAUUACAUCUAUGCACGUCAAUCAGAACUAGCUCUUCAGUUGCGAGGUAUUUUUAUUCUAUCGCCUACGGUCAGUUACCCGGUGGUUUCACGGCAAAUUCCGGCCUGGCCACUAGCACAAAGAUACGAGCCAGUAUUUGCUUUCAAUACUACUUUCAAAGCCCAGUUGAAGAAGCUACAUCACGAAUGUGGAUAUGCGGAUUACAUUUCAAAGUACGACAAAUUUCCACCUCCUGCCGGCCCCUUUGCCAUACCAUCCGUGGGCACUUACAAAUCUGGGACUACCAUUAACCAGACUUGUGCUAUAUGGAACAUGAUGUGGAAAGCUAGUAUGCUCGUCAAUCCAGUGCUCUGGGACGUCCUUUCGGGAGGCGGGCCCGACAGUUCUCAAUUAUGGCCCGGACAAACUGGAGAUCCCGCAUAUUUCAAUCGCACUGAAGUGAAGUCUAUGCUUCAUGUACCUCUCGAUUCAAAAUGGCAGGAAUGUACCGAUAACGACGUGAUGCUUGGUGAUGAUACGUCCCUUCCGGUCACCAUGUCAGUCUUACCGGGGGUGAUCAAGAAAAACAAAAAGACUAUCAUUGCCCACCCAAGGGCAGAUUUCGCCCUCCUGGCACAGGGUACCAGGAUGGCCAUUCAGAAUAUGACUUGGAACGGAGCACAAGGUUUCCAAAAGCCAAUCGAGAAUGAUUUCAUUGUCAAAGGGCAGGGUUCUUUAGGCCAAUGGACCGAGGAGCGUGGGUUGACGUACGCGGAAGUUGAACUAAGUGGACAUAUGUUACCUCAAUACCAGCCUAAGGCAGCGUAUCAAUUGUUUCAAUAUCUACUGGGUCAGGCGGAUUCGCCUUCUGCAUGA